Knipowitschia caucasica is the source of this 573-nucleotide messenger RNA. Lineage: Eukaryota; Metazoa; Chordata; Actinopteri; Gobiiformes; Gobiidae. The record is from the annotation of a GenBank genome assembly.
AUGACUUCAACAGAGGACUCCAAGACCUACAGACAGAAGUUCCGGACGGUGACGAUUCCUGCUGGAGAGAACCCUGCGGAGACGUACCACCGCCUCAAGGGGCUCUACCGCCGAUGGAUCCGCCCGGAGCAGCACACAAAGGAGCAGAUCGGAGAGCAGAUCAUCCUGGAGCAGCUUCUGCGUGUUUUCCCCGCAGAUAUCCGCACCUGGGUGAAGGAGCACAAGCCGACACAGGGCCUAGCGGCGGCUAAACUAGCGCAGCAGUACCUCAACGCUCGGAGAGGAGGCCCAGCGCCUUACCAAGGUGGUCCCGGACGUCAGACUCCAGCACAGACCAGCUCUGCCAGAGUCCACACACAGCAGUCUGCAGACUCCAACCAUGCCGCCAGCCAGCGCGGUCCCGUUCGCCACCAUCGCCGCUCCACUGACCGCGCUGACGAUGAAGGACCAGAGGAACCCGGUUGUCUGGAACGAGGACUGCGAGACAGCCUUCCAGGCCCUCAAGUCCUGCCUCUGCUCAUCGCCGGUGCUGCGGAGCCCCGACUUCGAACAGCGGUUCCUGGUCCAGACUGA